Gambusia affinis (western mosquitofish) is the source of this 7226-nucleotide messenger RNA. RefSeq names its product sodium-dependent neutral amino acid transporter SLC6A17-like. The record is from RefSeq and is a predicted model, not a curated record. Lineage: Eukaryota; Metazoa; Chordata; Actinopteri; Cyprinodontiformes; Poeciliidae. Gene Ontology annotation, biological process: alanine transport; proline transport; L-leucine transport. Gene Ontology annotation, cellular component: synaptic vesicle; plasma membrane. The coding region runs from base 317 to 2554 and encodes 745 amino acids. The transcript is spliced from 12 exons.
GUGAGCGCUCAGUCUGGACCAAACACUCGCCCAAUCUGCUCUGUGGAUAUGCUCAUUCAUCUCUCCGUGUAUCAUCCGACCACCGCGUUCAUUUUAAUCGGAGGACAUCGCUGCAAAAAUACCCACGAACUGGAACCAAGUACUGGACCCUUCAGGCUCUUCCUCAUAUCUUCAUCCAUUCGUCUCUUUUCCCCACUCCUCUUCUGUCAGUAAUUUCUCUCCUCCUCUCAGUUGCUACCUCUCUGUCCUCUUUCUUUUUCUCUCUGUCCAACCCCACGCCCCUUCCCGGACCGCCCCACCCCACCCAGCCUCCCCGAUGCCUAAGACCGGCAAGGUGGUGCAGCGCGAGCAGAGCCAUGAGCACGUCACCGAGUCGGUGGCCGACCUGCUCGCCCACGAGGAGCCUUUCGAUUACAAGAGCAGCUCCCUGAAUGUGGGAGCGGCCGCAGGGAAGAAGAUCCCUCAGAUAGAAGUUCCCGAGAACGACGGCCGGCCGGCGUGGAACAGCAAGCUGCAGUACAUCCUGGCCCAGGUGGGCUUCUCUGUGGGGCUCGGAAACGUCUGGCGAUUCCCGUACCUCUGCCAAAAGAACGGAGGAGGUGCAUAUUUGGUCCCUUAUUUCAUCCUCCUCCUCAUUAUCGGCAUCCCGCUCUUCUUCUUGGAGCUGGCUGUGGGUCAGAAGAUAAGACGUGGGAGCAUCGGAGUAUGGAACUACGUCUGCCCACGUCUCGGUGGGAUUGGGAUGUCAAGUCUGAUGGUUUGUGGUUUUGUAGGUCUCUACUACAACGUCAUCAUUGGUUGGAGCAUCUUCUACUUUUUCCAGUCCUUCCAGUACCCUUUGCCAUGGAGCGACUGUCCGAUUAGAAAGAAUGGGACAAUAGCCGUUGUGGAGCCAGAGUGUGACAAAAGCUCAGCCACUACAUAUUUCUGGUACCGACAGACUCUGAACACGACCAGCACUAUCGCAGAGAGCGGCGGCCUCAACAUCAAAAUGACCUUAUCUCUGCUGGUGGCCUGGAUAAUUGUCUGCCUUGCUGUCAUUAAAGGAAUCGCCUCUUCUGGGAAGGUGAUGUACUUCAGCUCUCUUUUCCCGUAUGUGGUGCUCUUCUGCUUCCUGGUCAGAGGUUUAAUGCUCAAAGGAUCAGUAGAUGGGAUCGCUCACAUGUUUACUCCAAAGCUGGAGAAGAUGCUGGAGCCGCAGAUUUGGAGGGAAGCAGCCACUCAGGUGUUCUUUGCUCUGGGUUUGGGGUUCGGAGGCGUCAUAGCUUUCUCCAGUUACAACAAAAUAGACAACAACUGCCACUUCGACGCUGUGCUCGUCUCCUUCAUCAACUUCUUCACCUCAAUUCUGGCCACGCUGGUAGUGUUCGCCGUGCUGGGGUUCAAGGCCAACAUCAUGAAUGAAAAAUGUGUUGCAGAAAAUGGAGAAAAGAUCCUGGGAUACCUCAACUCCAACGUCCUGAGUCACGAUCUCAUUCCUCCUCACGUGAACUUUUCCCAUCUCACCCCAUCAGACUACGCUGACGUGUACAGCAUCAUCAAGACGGUAAAGGAGGACGGCUUUGCCAAGCUGGGUCUGGAGCCCUGUGUCCUGGAGGACGAACUCAACAAGGCCGUUCAGGGCACUGGCCUGGCCUUCAUCGCCUUCACGGAGGCCAUGACCCAUUUCCCAGCAUCCCCUUUCUGGUCUGUAAUGUUCUUUUUCAUGCUAAUCAACCUUGGCUUGGGCAGCAUGAUUGGCACCAUGACUGGCAUCACCACACCCGUCCUUGACGCCUACAAAGUUCAGAAAGAGCUUUUCACAGUGGGCUGCUGCGUUGUGGCCUUCCUCUGUGGGUUGUUGUUUGUUCAGCGUUCAGGAAAUUAUUUCGUCACCAUGUUUGAUGAUUACUCAGCCGGUUUGCCCCUCACUGUUGUAGUGAUCCUGGAAAAUGUGUCUGUCGCUUGGAUUUACGGCACUAAACGCUUCAUGCAAGACUUGGAGGACAUGUUGGGUUUUCGACCGUCUAUAAUCUACUUCUACCUGUGGAAGUACGUCUCUCCUCUUUGUCUCAUCGUCCUCAUCUCAGCCACAGUCAUAGAGAUGGCCAUCAGCCCACCUGGAUACAACGCCUGGGUUCAAGACCUGGCUCAGGAACGUUUCCAAAGCUACCCGCCCUGGGCUCUGGCCAUGUGCUUCGCUCUCAUCAUAGUGGCCAUGCUUCCUCUCCCAAUCGUCUUCAUCGCACGCCACUUCAACUUGAUGUCAGACGGCUCCAACAAGCUGUCUGUCUCCUACCGUAAAACCAUGAUGAAAGACAUCUCCAACCUUGAGGAGCAGGACGAGGCCAGAUUCAUCCUCGGUGCCAAGCCCGGCGACACGCCGUUGUCAGGUGUAGCCCGCAAACCCUACGUGACUCCUGCAGGGAACAAAUCUGUGGAUCCCAACUCUCUGUCUCCAAAUGUCUGCUACGGUACGAGCUACCAAAACGCUGCGAUAAGUCCCACGACACCAACAACGCCGCCUACACCUCUCACACCUCUCACACCUCUCACACCAGAGUCAGACUCUUGACUUUCCUCUUACUAAAACCAAUCCAACAUGCAGUUUAGUUUCCAGCCUUUUCCCUGCUGAUAUUACAAAACCUUCAAAACAGCGAUUUGAAGCGUGUACAACACAGAAAAUGUAGGUUUUCCUAUAGAGUAUACCCUUCAAAACACAGUUUUCUUUUUGCUUUUUGAUCAGAUUGAAGCCAUAGACUGGGUAAAACAAGGUAUUGUUAGUCCAAUAUGCAGUGAGUCUAAAAUGAACACACACAAAAAAACAUCUAAAAACAAACUACACUUAGUUUUCUGAAUGUGUGUCUGUGUGAUAUUAAUAUAAGGCUGCUGUAAAGAUGUACAAAUCUGUUUCAUUCAAACCCAAAGCUUCAGGAUUUUAUGUAGCAAUCUUUGUUCCGUCUGUAAAUAUUGAUGUAGCGUUAGAGAAGCCUGUAGAUUUUACUACGUGGAGAUUAAAGCACCAAUGUCAUUCUCCAUCACACACACACACACACACACGUUUCACAUUAUGUAGAAGUUAAUCGUUUUAGAUUCUCCACCAAAGAGUAAAAACAACAAAACACUUGAAUUCAGGCAGAGAAUGUGAGACUCACGUGUUGAGUUGGAGUAAAAGUUUAUUUUGUUAAUUUUAUUUUAUUCUCAUGAGACUGGAACACAAACCUGUUUGGUAUGUUUUAUGUGUGUGGAAGAAAGGCACAAUAUUUUCCUGUUAACUUAACGCUAAUCUGAAGUUUGAUUGAUGCUAGAAAAUCACACGUGUAUAUUUACAAUUUAUGUCCACAAGUAAAUCACUGAUUGUAAUUGUCUUAUUGGUAAAGAGACGCACAAUUCAAAAUGGACUACUAUCACUGACAACAUCUUCCUUUCCACUUCCUGGCUUCCCUGGUAAAGAUGUGUGAAAAGCUACAACAUUUUUAAAUCUCUAUUGUAGCAACUUGAUUUUACAAAAAAAAAAAAAAUCUUUGAGAAAAUAAUUCUUCGGUUCCUGUAAACUUUUUCAGCGUGCGCAAAAUCAUUACCUCUAGAAAAUAAUCGUGUGUGCUGUCAUUAUUGGUAAUUUAUUGCAAUUUUUUUGCAAUAAAUUUCUUGAUCAAAGUGUCUAAAAACUUUAAUUUCGAUAUAAAUUUGACAUGACACAGAGGUGCUGUGAUUUGUAGUUGGACCCGAAUGCAAACCUCAAAGUGGCAGCAUCACGGUGAUGGUUAUAGAGUUAAUUAAAGAGAAUAUUUAAGAAAACAAGAGAACCAAGAAAAACGGAGUGAAGGCAGAAAAAACAUGAUGGCAAUCAGGAGAAUCUGGUAAGAAGCUGAGAGGUUUUUCCACCAUGGAGGGUUAAUGAGCGACGCCAGGUGUGACGAAUCAGGAGAAUGUGAUGCAGGUGGGAGAAAAAACCUGAUUAUAUAAACUGAGGGAACGUGAACGUUGAAUACAGAAGUAAACACAGGAAGCUGAACAAGAGCACAAAAUGAUCUACUGAGCACAGGAUAUGAAUCUAAACCAAAAUACAGAGAGCAGAACACAAGAAAAAACUAAUAAACUAACAUUAAAGGAAUUAACUAAAUACAGGACAGCCUUAGUGAAACAUCAGAUAUAAAUAAACAUCAAUACAGAUGUUGCCAAGACUCCAUAACAGCUGUUUAUUUUAAGGCUUUAGUACCCACAUUUUCCAGGCAUGCCAGUAUCUGUGGAGGGUCCUGUACGUCCCAAACAGCACAGAGGUCGAAUGUGAAACGAAAAAUAAAAGCACAAACUAAAAAUGAUAAAUCAUAAGGAAUAACAUUGUAAAAAAUGGACCAAAACACAGAGGAACCUGCAAUGUUAAAGCCCAAAUAACAUUAAGCUGCCAGCUAAUAGCAUGAACUGCAGAAAGCCUUAGACGGUUCAGCUGCACAACCAUUACAAGCACGAACAUGCAGUCUUCUGUAUAUUUGUAGAAUAUUAAACCUGUUUAGUUUAAUUACAUUUAGGUACAGUUGUGACCAUUGUACUGAUGUUAAAGUUUUUAAUUUUUUUCUACACACUGAUAUGAAUUAAUUGUUAAAAUAAAGCACAUCUUAGUUCAUGUUGCACAUUUAUUUAUUUUUCUAUACAAUAUUCAAAACACAGGUGUUAAAUUAUAAAUGGACUAUUUAUUUUAUUAUGCCGUAUAUUUGCUGUUAUAUUUGAGCGACGAUGAACAGAGAUGAGAACAUAGGAUAUAUAUUUUCAUUUUGUUUGAGGCUUCUGUGUAUUUAAGCAUUUGUCCGUGUUAUUUUUGGUGUUGCUUGUUGUUAUUAGCUCUGGAAAAUGCUGCUGGAUAUUAACGCUGUUGAGGUUUCGUCACAUACGGUGGGCCGUGUGAGGCACCGAUAUUCACCACUUGUCCACGGGGUUUCAGCCACACAAGCAGUCAAAUAGUCUCAAAAAAAUGUAAGUCAUUUCUAAAUUUUAACCCAGUAGCAAAGAAGCCUUUGGAUUGGAAGAAUAAUAGGAGUAAGAGUAAAUAUGACAGAGGGGUUCUUUCUCAACAGGUAUUGAAAUGUUCUGCCACCUAGUGGUGGGUCAAGAAACAGCAACAGUCUCAUUUUCAUCUUGUCAAAAAUAUUUUAUGGUUUGUGAUCAAUCUCAUGUGACUGCUGGCGCGGCUGUAAACCCUGCGUCGUGUUUUUGUGUGUAGUUUUACUUCACAUGAGUCAAAUUCCUCCUGCUGUGUGUGUGUGUGUGUGUAGGUGUGCGUGUGUGGGUGUGCGUGUGCGCGUGUGUGUGUGAUGUAAGCAUCCAAAUCACCAAACUAUUUUGAAGGUUUUUAUUCAUGUGAAGUAUAGCAACAUCUUAGCAAGUGACAAAAGGUAAAACAAAAAAUGAAUGUGACUGAAGCACUUUGUUCACCAGAAAGCAAAUAAAGUUGGUGUUUAUUUUAUUAACUAUAGCACUAAAUUUAAGGUCAGUGUAAAAGCAAUAUCUUGUCAUUUUAACAGCACAUCAACUGUGGCUGAAAGGACACACUGUAAGAAAUUAAGACUUGAAUGUGUGUGUGUGUGUGUGUGUGUGUGUAGGUUUAUAUUUAUACAUGUGUGUGUUUGUGUAGAGUUAGACUGGUGUGUGCAGGGCCUUACUGGGCUCACACUUCAGGUGUUUUCUGUACUGGAGACACUUUAGAAACAUCCCUUUACAGACUCUCUUUGUUUCUCCUCAGUCGUAUGGAUGAAUGAUUUACAAGUGGUGUAAAACUUAGAAACAUAGCUAUAUAAAAUGUAAAUAAAGAGCAAACGUACCAAUGCUGUGUUUGUUUCUUUUUACAUCCAACCUGUGGCCAUAAUGGGUCACUACAGCUGGGAAGAAAUUAGCUUUUGUAGUUUUUGGAGCUGCACUCAUUGACUAAUUAAAACAAAUCUGAUCAAAACGAGAAAACACUUUUAAAUCACUAGUGUGGUAAAUUAAAUAACUGUGGAAAUGAGACAACUCUUCCUCAAAACGACGGAGAGGUCGUACGCCUCGCAUCAAGCAGCCCACCCUGGAACGCUCUGGGCGCCAAGCCGAAGCAAAAGUCUCACACUGCAGAUCCGAUGAGACGACUGACAGGGAGAACCCCUCACCCGGACAAAUCGGCGUGGCCGGCUCUGAGCCGAAACCCACCUUCAACUUCAACACCUGCUCCACCGAAGAAAAACAAACAAGCAGCUGCAACCAAAACAGCUCCACCGACUCCGUUCCCAAGGACAGAGCGACCAGCCCAAACCUCAAAACAUUCUGACACUUUGGGAAUCCCACUGAAAAACAGAUUUUCUGCACUCCAGCCUGAGCCUCUGAGUGAAACCUCACUUUCAAACAUCAACAAUGAGGCAAGACCAACACAUCCACCCCCCAGGCCCUAAAGGACAAAGCGACCACCAGGAAAACGAAAGGUACGCCAAAAGUGCUUAUUGUUGGAGAUGAAUCAGUCACGUUUGCAAUCCCAAGAAAACCAGAGUGAUUUCUUUUCCCGGUGACACUGUGUCUGAUUUAACUCGCAAAGUUCUCUCUCUAACCACCAAUCAGCCAGAUAUUGAGUGUUUAGUUGUGCAUGUUGGAGCCAACGAUCUGGCAACGCAGAAAUCUGAGAUUCUGAAAAAGGAUUUUAAUAUUCUUCUGAACACUAUGGGAAAAUUAAAAAUGAAGUUAUUUCUCAGUGGUCCAAUUCCAUCACCUCAAUGGGGAGAUGAAAAACACUCCAGGCUGGGCGUGAUAAACAAAUGGCUGAUUAAAACCUGCUCUGCCAGCUCAGUGACCUUCAUCGACAACCUCUGGAUCUAUUGGCAGCGCUUUCACCUUUUUUGGAAGAGGCGGACGCAAUCUUAAUAAACAUGGGAUAAAGAUACUCACUGCAAACCUUUUUUAUUUUAUCAACAAGGACAACAACAACAACAAGGCUCAAGGAUGUCUGACUAGGAUGGAACCCUCUGCGUAUCAGGAGCAACACGCUCCAAAACAAGCUGAUACAUCGACUGAAGACGGAGCGACUGGUUCCCUUCCUCUUUCCCUCCCUCUCUGCUCACCCACUCAUUCACAGGAUUCACAAGACACCUUUGGAGAAAAGUCUUCUGGACCAGAGUUUCUUAAUUUUACAGACGGAAUGAAUCAACAGGUUCUACUUGGGACGUCUCUCCUUAGCACACAUGUAACAGACCUCUUCAUAAAAGAUUUUAAAACACAAUUGUCCCGACUAA